This is a messenger RNA of Haemonchus placei, 2337 nucleotides long. The record is from the annotation of a GenBank genome assembly. NCBI's taxonomy places the organism in Eukaryota, Metazoa, Nematoda, Chromadorea, Rhabditida, Trichostrongylidae.
AUGUUGGGUCGCUCCACGAUCGUGGCCAAUAGGGCGCUAACUAUAUCUUCACCAGCAAGAAACCAGGAAGUAUUUAUAAUUGGAGCUGCUCGUACGCCAAUUGGAUCUUUCCGAUCUCAGUUAGCCUCAUUGUCGGCUCCACAGCUGGGAAGUGUCGCCAUAAAAGCUGCAGUGGAGAGAGGCGGUUUGAAGCCUGAGGAUGUGCAAGAGGUGUAUAUGGGGCAAGUUUGCCAAGCCGGUGUUGGACAGGCACCUGCUCGUCAAGCCGCCCUUGGAGCAGGUCUUAAUGUUUCUACUAUUGUUACUACUGUCAACAAGGUCUGCGCAUCAGGUCUUAAAGCCAUCAUGCUCGCUGCACAACAAAUUCAGACAGGGCAACAAAACGUAGUAAUCGGAGGAGGGAUGGAAAGCAUGUCUCAAGUUCCUUUCUAUCUUCCGCGUGGCGAUACUAUGUACGGAGGCAUCAAACUCCUGGACGGCAUUGUGAACGACGGUCUCACAGACGCCUACGAUUCGUGUCAUAUGGGCAACUGCGCGGAAAAGACCGCCAAAGAAUUUCUUAUAUCUAAAGAGGCACAGGAUGAGUAUGCAAUUGGAAGUUACAAGAAGUCUGCAGCAGCCUGGAACGGUGGAAUCAUGGCUGCUGAGGUAGUGCCCGUUACUGUGAAGAGUCGCAAGGGUGAUGUUGUCGUAGACUCCGAUGAAGAGUACAAAAAAGUCAAUUUUGAUAAAAUGAAAACAUUGAAAACCGUUUUCCAGAAAGAUGGAACGGUCACCGCUGGCAAUGCAUCGACAUUGAAUGACGGUGGUGCCGCCGUGCUUCUGGCAAGCUCCGAAGCUGUCAAGCAGCAUGGAUGUAAACCAUUGGCCAGAAUCCUUGCGUUUGCUGAUGCAGCGACGAAUCCAUUGGACUUCGCAAUUGCGCCUCCCAUAGUUGUGCCAAAGUUGCUUCAAAGUACUGGCUUGAAAAUGACAGAAAUCGAUCAGUGGGAAGUCAACGAAGCAUUUUCGGUUGUGCCUUUGGCAUUUAUAAAGCAAGUUGGAUGUGAACCAGAGAAAGUGAACCCACACGGUGGAGCGGUUUCAAUCGGGCAUCCCAUUGGAAUGUCUGGCGCUCGCCUUAUCACCCACCUUGUCUAUGCAUUGAAACCGGGUCAGAAAGGUUUGGCUGCCAUAUGCAAUGGAGGAGGCGGAGUUCGAACUCCCAUCGCUUCGUUCCGCGGUUCGUUCGCUAGUGUUAGUGCAGUUGAGCUCGCUGCCACAGCAGGUCGGACCGCAAUAGAAAGAUCAGGGCUAUUUCCGAAUGAUAUUGAGGAGUCCUUUGUUGGCUGCGUUCUAGCGGCCAAUUGUGGACAGAAUGUUGCCCGGCAAGUUGCAAUUUCUGUAGGAAUCCCGAAAACUUCUCAAGCGGUAACUAUCAAUAAAGUAUGCUCAUCUUCUAUGAAAGCCUUAGCCUUAGGAGCUCUAUCAAUAAAAAGCGGAUAUCGCAAGAAAAUAUUCGUUGCUGGUUGUGAGAAUAUGAGCCAGGUUCCCUUCUACAUGCCACGAGGAGAGAUACCAUACGGAGGGAUGAGCGUUAUAGAUGGAAUUGUGAAAGACGGGUUACAAGAUUUUCUGUCGCAUACUCAUAUGGGUCUUUGCGCUGAGAAGACAGUAAAGGAUUACAAUCUCAGUCGAUCGUCACAAGAUGCGUUUGCCAUUCAAAGUUACAAGAAGGCAGAAGCAGCAUGGAAGGAAGGCUUGUUUUUGCAAGAAGUUGUACCUGUUACCAAGUCGCAACGAGGAGCCACUGUUGUUGUGUCCGAAGAUGAAGAAUACAAGAAGCUAGUGGAGUCCAAGGUUCCAAAUCUUAAACCUGUUUUCGUUAACGACGGCUCUGGAACAAUCACUGCCGCUAAUGCUUCCUCUUUAAAUGAUGGCGCAGUAGCUGCCGUAGUUGUGCGUGGUGAUCAAGUUCCUGAAGGUGUCACCCCUCUGGCAGAAGUGGUUGAUUUCGCAGAGGCAGGAGGAGACCCUGUUGAUUUCACCAUUGCUCCUGUUUGGGCUGUAAGAAAGUUACUGGAGCAGAGGAAUCUUUCAAGUAAUGACAUUGCAUUGUGGGAGAUAAAUGAGGCCUUCUCUGUAACUGCUAUGGCGUUCAUACAGGAGCUUAAGCUGGAUCCAGCAGUAGUGAACGUAAAAGGAGGUGCCGUUGCUUUGGGGCAUCCUCUAGGUAUGUCCGGGCUACGAAUCGUGCUAUCGCUGGCGUAUUCACUUUCUCCCGGCGAACUGGGUAUCGCUGCUAUUUGCAAUGGAGGAGGCGAAGCCAUGGCAAUGUUGAUUCGGAAGCCGCAAUAG